Morone saxatilis (striped sea-bass) is the source of this 1528-nucleotide messenger RNA. RefSeq names its product phospholipase A2 group III (gene pla2g3). Bases 41 to 1204 code for a protein of 387 amino acids. Lineage: Eukaryota; Metazoa; Chordata; Actinopteri; Moronidae. The transcript is spliced from 5 exons. The record is from RefSeq and is a predicted model, not a curated record. Gene Ontology annotation, biological process: phospholipid metabolic process; arachidonate secretion. Gene Ontology annotation, molecular function: A2-type glycerophospholipase activity.
GCAGCCUCUUUCAUCCAGCCGCUGUUCCCGACGCGCCACCAUGACGCACGUCGCUAAUCUCGUCGCUGUCAUUUUAACAUCAUCACUCCUGAGAUGGACGCCUGCAGAAGCCUCGCUCUUCUGCACCUGGGCAAAAGUUUUGCGAAACGGAGAAGUGCACUACUUUUUCCUCCGGGGCGACCCCCUGCAGGCUCCUCCAUCUCUGCGGUUCUACCACAGCUCCUGGUCCGGGGAGCGCGCUCCGCUCAGCUGCGCUUGGAGCGAGGACGCAGCGGUUAUCCAGAACUAUUUGUCUCUGUGCCACGAGCGCGGGCACGAGUUUCCCAAAGAUCCAGAUGAGAAUUUCGAUCCGGAAUCCAUGUUUGAGGCAGAGGAUCUGUGCGUCCCUGUGGCCUCUCCGGGUGUCGACGGGCACCGGGAGCGCACAGGGAAGAGGCUGGCGAGGAGCGUCGGUGGGCUCAGCGCGGCCGGUUCAUCGGCUGUGAAUCAUCAAGGUCAAGCUGAAAGGUCAGAGGUCAGGGCCCAUCAUCGUGUAAAGCGCGGUUUCAUUGUACCAGGGACUCUCUGGUGCGGCUCUGGCAACAAGGCGCCAUCAUAUGCAGAUUUGGGAGUUUUUGCGGACACAGACAGCUGCUGCCGUGAACACGACCAGUGCAAACACACCAUCCUGUCCUUUCAGUCAGAGUUUGGUGUCUUCAACAACGAGCAGCUGUCAUGUGCUGUCUACAAAGAUCUUGACGCGUGCAGGAACAAGAUCCUUCCCCAGCAGAGGAGAUACGGCCUCCACAACCCAGAGGCCACGACGCUGUACCACUGCAACUGUACCACCAGGUUAUUCCAGACUUUGGCUACACAGAGACAACUGACUGAAGUACAGGCUCUUCUGCUCGGACAUGUGUCUCAAUCCUGCUUCCUGGCACAGGACUGCACAGCAGGCAAAAUCUGUACAGCAGUUCUGGUGAAAGCGGAGCUUCCUCAGCUGGACCAGAGGAGCAGCACAGAAGUAGAGGAGCAGCGCCAUCUACAGGCAAUGCAACUGAAGGUCAGGAGGCCAAACAGCAGGAGAGCGAAGAGAAAAGACAGAGCUGUCAGGCUUCACAAACUGUGUCUCAGGAUGGUCCGACCCAAACGCAACAAGACCAGGAAACAGGGUAAAGAUGGACAACAGACGACUGUAAGACGAAGAGAGCUCGUCCAAAUGUGAAUAUUAUAGAAAGUCAAAGGGUUCAAUAUUAGUUAGAUAGAUAAGACAUCAUGGAAUAAACAGUCAUGAAUAAAACAUAAAAACAGUUUCAGUUUAUUUCAGGUCAUUUUCAAUUAAUUCCAGCACUCAAAAGUCUGUUUUUAUGAUUUUUUCCAUCACUAUAUCCCUUUUCAUCACACAAGUAAACAGUUAUGAGGAACAGAUUGAUCAUUUUUAUUUGAUCUGACUAAAUGUAUUGAUAGAUAAAAGAGCAAACUCUUAUUUACAAGAUGUAAAACUAAAAAAACAGACUUUGGAAAAAUAUUUCAAAUAGAAUAAAUAAAA